AUGAUGUUGCCUCUAGUUAAUCGGCUUGCUCUGAGGCGACGACCAAACCGGCCCCCCAACAACAACGAUACAAGCACCCCACCAGACGAGGAUAACAAGGACUCUUCCCCGGAAGGUGACACAUACUAUCCCAGUUGUUUCGAUGUUUUGAAGGUUCGGUAUCUACUACAGCACAUCUGGCAAUGGACGAGGAACUCGCAAGAGUUGCUGCCAGCUGAAAUUGUAGAUAUGAUUGUGGACGCAGCCGAGUAUUGGGCUUCUUCUGAGUCCGUCUUGAAAGGAGAGACUGUUAUCAGGAAAGAUCAGGAUCAGAUUAUUUUAACGACGGUACCUCUGUGCUAUGAUGUGCAGGUAAGUUGGAGCUUUUGGCCUACUACCUUGAAUACUCCGGCUCCAAAGCCUCUGCCCCAUCGGACCACUCAUCCAUGCCGCCAGAUCAUCUUUAUUAUUGAAUCUCACGAUCAGGGAUGGGGUGGCGGCCCAGGGUCUCGCGGCCAAUACGGGGGCUCUUACUCGUGGUUUGAUACCGAAGUCAUUCACUCAGCACAUCAGAAGAGAGCUGCAAAUAAUCAGCCUCCACCACAGGGUCCAUUCCAUUUUGGGCCCGAUCAUCCUAACCUGCUGCCAACGGCUCAUAAGCUACAGUCGAAUAAGACGGCCGUGCCAGGUUCGCAAAAGCAUACUAUUGUUUGGCACUACCAGGAUGAUAUCGCUCCGGACUCGAGUGAAGCGGAGGAAAUUGAACGAACUCAGGGACGAGGACGAGCCACGCUGGAUGGAAGCCAAGUCCGCAGUCUGGAGAUUGGAGAUGCGAUUGCUGUCUGGGGUCGAGCACGGUUUGGAGGGUGGUCGAACCAUGUGCAGCGAGUGUCAGUGCGGGUGUUUUGGGCGGUCUAA
This is a messenger RNA of Aspergillus vadensis CBS 113365, 897 nucleotides long. RefSeq lists its product as uncharacterized. Lineage: Eukaryota; Fungi; Ascomycota; Eurotiomycetes; Eurotiales; Aspergillaceae. The record is from RefSeq and is a predicted model, not a curated record. The transcript has 2 exons. Bases 1 to 897 code for a protein of 298 amino acids.